Papaver somniferum (opium poppy) is the source of this 2160-nucleotide messenger RNA. RefSeq names its product tyrosine-specific transport protein 2-like. NCBI's taxonomy places the organism in Eukaryota, Viridiplantae, Streptophyta, Magnoliopsida, Ranunculales, Papaveraceae. Gene Ontology annotation, biological process: amino acid transmembrane transport. Bases 672 to 1940 code for a protein of 422 amino acids. The record is from RefSeq and is a predicted model, not a curated record. The transcript is spliced from 2 exons.
UUUAAAAUUCUACGAGCAAAUCCACCAUAAAUCAUUACCAGUAAACGUUUGAAACACAAAUCAUAUAAAAAUUAUCGAAAAUUGGAAACUGAUUUGUAAAAAUCGAUUGAAUCAAAAUCCAAGUUAAAAUCGUAAGAUAUAUAAACUUGUUUAUACACAAUCGAUUGUUUACCUAUUUAAUCUUCAUGGCGAUCGUUCAAGACCAGAAUCACUAAUCAACACGAUCUUUAGUAAAAUAAUCGAAAACCAUCAGAAGACAACCCUAAAAAUCCAAACUCUCGAUCUCUCUGAAUCUGAUCUGAUACUGAAAACAGAAAACAAAAUGAAGAAGGAGAUGAACAAUAAUCUGCUACUGAAGUGGUGGCGGAAGUGGAGGUGGUACUGAAAUAGUGGUGGUGACGAUGAAGAUGGUGCUUUAAACUUUAAGUUUUAAGUGGCGCAGAGAAGUAAAAUCUCCUCUCUUUCUUCACAUUCCACAGCCAUGAUUCUAUCACCCAAAUUCAACCUCAACAAAUUCACUCAUCUGAGCCUCGGAGAAGAUGGUCUCAAACCUAAACUCCCCAUUUGUCACUCAAUAAAUACAAGCUCAUGAAAAGAGUUUCUGGGGUGCUGUUAGUUUGAUUAUAGGAACUGCUGUUGGCCCUGGAAUGCUAGGUUAACCUUCUGCGACCAUGAAAUCAGGCCCAUUUCCAUCAACUAUAUCUAUUCUCCUUUCAUGGCUUUAUGUCAUUUCAUCCAUCUUACUUGUUGCAGAGCUGAGUUUUGCAUCAAUGGAAGAAGAUAAAGUUGCAGAGGUGAGCUUCACUGCUCUUGCUACAACUGCAUUGGGUGAUUGGAUGGGUAUGCUAGUUGCUGUCAUCUAUGCUUCCUUGAGUUUUUCUCUGAUUGUUGCUUGUGUUUCUGGUAUCGGUUCUAUAAUGAUUCAGUGGUUUCCAUGGAUGAAUUUUGUUGUAGCUCAUGCUGUGUUUCCUCUUCUCGUUGGGAUUGUAAUAGGAUUUUUCCCAUUUAAGGCCAUCGAUACAACAAACAGGUUUCUUUGUUUCCUCAUGCUUUUCUCAAUCACUGCGCUAAUAGCAACUGGUUUAUCAGUAGGAAGAACAAAACUGUUGAGUUCUUUUGGUUAUUCAUCUUGGGGCCUCUCUGCAAUCUUACCUGCAAUACCUGUUACCGUUCUUACAUUAGGAUUCCAUGUUAUAACCUCUUUUAUUUGCAAGAUUGUUGGGGAGAGUGUUUUCGAUGCUAGAAGGGCAAUACUAUUUGGUGGUACAGUUCCGUUGAUCAUGGUUUUGUCGUGGAAUUUAGUUGUUCUUGGACUUGCAAAGACUAACAGAGCUGUUUCAUCCCAAGAUCCGAUUUCGCUCUUGCUUUCAGUGAAUUCGUCAGUUCUUCCUGCAGUUCAAGGGUUUGCAUUCUCAGCCUUGUCGACUAGUUUGAUCGGUUAUGCUGUUAGUUUUCCAAAGCAGCUUGUAGAUACAUUGGAGUUGAUUUGGAGGGAAACCAGUUCAGAAAACGUAAAAUUGUCUUCUCUUGUUGGAUCAAAUAGGAACAGCAGAAUGGAUAAAGUAGGGUCAGGAGUUUAUUUGUCAGGGAAAAAUGUAGGAUCUGUAGGGCAGAUUUCUUUUUCUGGAUCAAGGUUCAUUUCGGAUUCAGGAAGUAGGAUUGUAUCGAGUUAUUUAGGUACCAGUGCAGUAAAUAUGAUUGUGAUGCCAUUUGUUCUUGGUGUACCUAUUGUCAUAGCAUCUUUCUUCCCUUCAGCUUUCUCCAAGGCUCUAGAUUUUGCGGGUGUGUAUGCGAACUGCUUUCUCUUUGGGAUAUUACCUCCCUUAAUGGCAUGGAUUCAUCGAUCCAGGUCUUCUAGGGAUGCCAAUCUUCUUCCAGGAGGGGAUGCAGUUCUUUUGCUACUAUUUGUAAUUGCUGUUAUACUGGGGAUCUGGCAUUAAGAUGCUUGGCACUUGGCAGCAAGACCAACUGAUCAGAAAAAUAUGUUGUCAAUUAUCAAGACUGAAUGCGAACUUGUACGUAUAAAAUUCUGUUGAAAUCAUUUUAUACGAUAUGGACGGAAUACUAUAUUUCUUGGGGGAGCAGCUACAUGUUUGCUAAUAACAUGUAAACAGUUUGUAAAACAUCUUGAAUGACGACAAUAUCAAAUUUACAUUUUUU